Molecule: messenger RNA, 1812 nt
Organism: Cutaneotrichosporon oleaginosum
Lineage: Eukaryota; Fungi; Basidiomycota; Tremellomycetes; Trichosporonales; Trichosporonaceae
Source: RefSeq, a predicted model, not a curated record
CGGAUCUCUCCAUCAUUCGGCUUGCCCUCACAACAACAAUCUCCCUCCUGCGUCCAUCUUAUCACAGUCCCGCAUCUCCGCAUCCGCAUCCUCAUCUGUCUACACGCGGCACCCGCCACCCCAUGGCCGCAACGCUCAUGUCGGAGCAUGCGGCGCCCGUGUUCACCCUCGCUCCCCUUCCAUUCAGCCUAGACCUCACGUGUCCCCUCCCCCUUCCCUCCAAAGCGGUUACCUCCCCAUGGCCAUUUCCCGUCGCCGGCCCAAGUACGGCGUCCGACGAGACUCUAGAGUCGUACGUGACGCGCAGAUACUAUGAGGUCGUCUACCUCGGCGAGUUGCUCGCGCCACUCGCAGGUCUUGCAGCAGACUGGCAGCGUGCAUCUGCAAACGAUGGGUUCGCGGACGUUGUGCAGCGCAUGAUCGUGCCUCUCUCGGCGGUGGAAGAACGGCACCGUCGCACACUCGCGCCCGUCGUCGGUGCGGUCUUGUCGAGUGGCAACACAGCAGCAGGGGAGGCACGUAUUAGCGCUGCUGCUGAGGCCGCUGGGCUGAGCUCAAUAGAGCGCGGCGCUCUGGUGACAGGCGUGGCGCUGCGCGGGAACUCGCGCGCAGUAAUCGAUGGCGCACGCGGGGUAGCACAGCGCGCCGUCAGCCAGGAGUUUGAGAUGCGCGAAGUCAUACUUCAGUUCAUCCUGCUGCUCAUGUACCGUGCGGCGCGCCCUGAGCCAGCAGAGCCCAAAAAGAAGCGGAAGAAGGCGGCUUCUCCCACAGAGGAUACCGACGCCGCCCUUGUUCACCUCACUGAUCGUAUCAGCCUGUGGCUCGCGAUGAGUGAGCUCGAAAUCGAGGGAAGCAAGGGCAAGUCGCGCGCCGACAACGGCCCCGCCGCCGCUGUGACUACUCUCUGGACGAUCCUGACGAGUUUCCUCCCGCGUGAAGCGACCUUUCUCACGACCUUCCACCUUGAGGUGUUCGGAAAGGAGAUUCCUCCUGGACUGGUGGCGCCGAAGAAACGCCGCAAACCGGAGAUCACGCACCGCCUUACGAGGCGUCCGUCGCCCGCGUCGACAGCCUCAGGUCCUACAUCUGCGGCUAUGGGGCGGAGUAGCUCUCGUGCAUCUGCUGCUUCGCCCCCGCCCUCUUUCCUUGACCUCCCGCCCAAGCCGAAGCGAGCGCGGCAGUUUGAGGCACGCCCGGCGCCUAAGCUGAAGCGCGCUCAGUCAAUGGCUGCACGCAAGGAGGCUGCGAAAGCGGCAGAGACCGUGCGUGAACCGGGCAGCGGACUCAUGGGUCGCAACUUGGGACGCUCACAGUCGUCGAUACAAUCGACGUCGCGUUCCCUCUCUCGCACCAUGUCCCAAUCACAGUCGCAGUCACAGGCGCGGAGACUGGCCAAGACCCAGUCCGAGACGUUCGUCACAGCCACCCCUGUCAAGGCAAACCCCUUCCGCCGCGCCGUGCAUCAUCCCACCCCAAUCCGUGAAGAGCCGUCAUCCGCCGCGGGCAGCGUGCGCUCUUUCGUCGCUGAGACGCCCACAGCCAACCGCAUCGACAGCUCACCUUUCGUGGGCGAGACGCCGCGCGCGCCAUCCUUUGUUGCCGAGACACCAGUAGCGCGGCGUCACGGCCCUGCCUUUAUCGCAGAGACACCUUACGCGCCGCGUAUCGCAUCCAUUGCCGAGACGCCGGGUGGCAUAAGCGACGACGACCUCGCAGGCCUCAUGGUGCCCACCGACGAUGAGGCAAGCGAGUAACUCUGAUGCCAUGUACCCUCCUCCACUGUAUUAUACUCAAUGCAUGUCCCAAUCCACC